AUGGUCAACUCCUGUUGUGGUUCUGUGUGCUCUGAGCAGGGCUGCAUCUCCAGCUGCUGCAAGCCCCAGUGCUGCCAGCCUUCAUGUUGCAGACCCACCUGCUGUCGUCCCAGCUGCUGCAUCUCCAGCUGCUGCCCUAGCCCCUGCUGCAGACCGCAAUGUUGCCAGUCUGUGUGCUGCCAGCCCACUUGUUGCCGCCCCAGCUGCUGCAUCUCGAGCUGCUGCCGCCCUAGUUGCUGCAGGCCCCAAUGUUGUCAGUCUGUGUGCUGCCAGCCCACUUGCUGCAGAACUCAAUGCUGCCGCCCCAGCUGCUGCAUCUCUAGCUGUUGCCAGCCCACUUGUUGCAGACCCAGCUGCUGCAUCUCCAGCUGCUGCCAGCCCACUUGUUGCAGACCCAGCUGCUGCAUCUCCAGCUGCUGCCGCCCCAGCUGCUGCAUCUCUAGCUGCUGCCAGCCCCAGUGUUGCCAGCCCACUUGUUGCAGACCCACCUGCUGCACCUCCAGCUGCUGCAAGCCCCCAUGCUGCCAGCCCACUUGCUGCAGACCCACCUGCUGCCCUAGCUCUACUUGCUGCCAGCCCACUUGCUGUCUCCAGACCACCUGCUGCAGAACCCAGUGCUGCCGCCCCAGCUGCACUGUGUCCACCUGCUGCUGCCCUAGCUGCUCCAGUGCUUCUUGUUGCUAA
This is a messenger RNA of Ochotona curzoniae (black-lipped pika), 684 nucleotides long. Its product is annotated as keratin-associated protein 4-4-like. The transcript is spliced from 2 exons. The coding region runs from base 1 to 684 and encodes 227 amino acids. Lineage: Eukaryota; Metazoa; Chordata; Mammalia; Lagomorpha; Ochotonidae. The record is from RefSeq and is a predicted model, not a curated record. Gene Ontology annotation, cellular component: keratin filament.